AUGCAUGUACUUUCUGCUUCUGUGGAUGACAGCAGAGGUGUGAUGGGUGGCUUGCUAGAUGAGGUGUCGCUGCGGGAGUUCUACGAAUUUGUGUACCCCGUGGAUCUUGUGGUGCGGUGGUUGUCAUACAAUCUCUCUGUCGUAGACAAAGCAGCGGCAUCCAAUACAUACCCGACAGCGGCUUCGUUGUCCACAUCGUCACUGUCACCAGACGACGUCGUACAAAAAGAGCAGAGAAAUGCUGUCGCGGAUGGUUACCUCGCACGGCGGGAGUUCUGUUUCACGCUACUUGGGGACAUAUUCUCCCGAUUUCGCAGCUACAGUAGCGCAGCUGAAUUGCGCCGUGAACUUAUUCGGUGCUACCCUGAGAAGAUUGAUGUGGGCGCGGUGUACACAAUACGGCCGAAUCAGAAGCAGAGCGUGGCAAGCAUUCUCCCAGUGGAACGCGAGCUCGUGUUUGAUAUUGACAUGAGUGACUAUGAUAGUGUACGCUCCUGCUGCAGUGGUAAGUCGAUUUGCCGCUACUGCUGGGCUUGGAUGGCGUGUGCGGCCCAUGUGCUGCGAACUGUGCUAGAGGAGGAUUUCGGGUUCCACUACAUCUUGCCUGUUUUCUCUGGCCGUCGCGGCAUCCACCUGUGGGUGUGCGACAAGCGUGCGUGCAAGAUGCACGAUGAUGAACGUACCGCACUGGUGGGGUACAUGACUGUGGUUGCCCCGAAGGCAUCGCGCCACGCGGUGGUGGCCGACUUUGUGAACGGCAGGCCGAUCCACCCUACCAUCCGUCACGUGCAGCUCAGCGUAAUUGACCCCGCCUUCACAGAGUUGUUCCUCAACUCGUCCCCGGAGAACCCCAACAACGUGUUGCACCCGAAGGGUGCCAGCGUUGUGUACGGGGCGAUUGUUGCGGCGCUAAAAUCGGGCUCCCGCCGAGAUGUGGAGCAGCGGUUCCUGCAGCAGGUGCCUUUUCAAGAGGGCAACGUGCUCGACUGGGGCUACGUGCUUCGGGCCCUUGGCGAUGCGGCGGCCAAUGUGACGGCGGCAGCACAGAUCCUUAUUAUGUACCCGCGUCUGGAUGAGCAUGUUAGUACGCGGCGAGACCAUCUGCUGAAGCUGCCGUUCUGCGUGCACCCCGGCACGGCGUCGCUGUGCUGCCCGCUAGAGUGGGACGAGGUCGUGAGCUUCGACCCCGUCGAGGACCCACCGAAGCUGCAGGAGAUGCUGUUGCAUCGCCACAUGGACCAGAAGUGGGUGCAGCCGAUGCAGCGCAUGCUGCUGGAGAUGAGUCAGGACCCAGCGGAGAAACGGUAA
This is a messenger RNA of Trypanosoma grayi, 1308 nucleotides long. RefSeq names its product DNA primase small subunit. The record is from RefSeq and is a predicted model, not a curated record. The coding region runs from base 1 to 1308 and encodes 435 amino acids. Lineage: Eukaryota; Euglenozoa; Kinetoplastea; Trypanosomatida; Trypanosomatidae. Gene Ontology annotation, cellular component: alpha DNA polymerase:primase complex. Gene Ontology annotation, biological process: DNA replication, synthesis of primer. The transcript has a single exon.